Xiphophorus hellerii (green swordtail) is the source of this 10639-nucleotide messenger RNA. It is a transcript of the gene zbtb7a, whose product is annotated as zinc finger and BTB domain containing 7a. The record is from RefSeq and is a predicted model, not a curated record. The coding region runs from base 539 to 2449 and encodes 636 amino acids. The transcript has 4 exons. NCBI's taxonomy places the organism in Eukaryota, Metazoa, Chordata, Actinopteri, Cyprinodontiformes, Poeciliidae. Gene Ontology annotation, biological process: regulation of transcription by RNA polymerase II. Gene Ontology annotation, molecular function: protein binding; RNA polymerase II cis-regulatory region sequence-specific DNA binding; DNA-binding transcription factor activity, RNA polymerase II-specific.
UAUCUAGGAAUGACUGGUAUGUGUCUGCCAAAGUCAGAGAAACUUUCAGGGUGGAAAUUUUUGAGACGCUCCACAACAUGAACCAUGUCAGCCUAAAUAAGAACCAUUCCUGCUAACUCCCGUCACACCUCGAUAUCAGGCAGGCGUCUGUCUAAGACAGUGACAAGCAAAUUGGCUCCAACUGUCUCCGUGCAGAUGUUGACACACGCCAUGUUCGGUCAACUGCAGAAAGAACCACCCCCCCCCCCCAGCAAAAACAGAAACUCCUCUUACAAAACACUAUUGUACAGAUACAUGGGAGGGGGCGAAGAGAUGUUGCGGAUGAGUUGAAUGAGGUGAGGGUGGAGAUGGGAUGGGUUGGCUCUGCGCGUUGAGACGGUGGUUUGACUUGCAAAGCAGGCCUGGGCGCUUGUGGCCCAAGCGCCAAAGAGAGGGGCCCUUCCCUGAAGGUGGAACACGAAGUACACGGACAGCUGCGGUGCCGCUUUGUGCUAGAUUGCUGGCCUUGUCACCCACAGGCAUGAAUUAGUGAUAAGGAAUGUUUCAAGCCAUGAGGAGGUGUCAGGAUCAGAUAGGCAGACAGACAGACGGCAGGACGGAUACACGGGUGGGGGCUGUGCUCGGCGGCUCGGCGGCAGGCUGGUGGAAGAUGUCGUCAGGGGCCGGUGGGAGAGGAGGAAGGCGGCUCCGGGGUAUAACAAGCACUGCGGGCGGGGGGGGACGAGGGGGAGCAGGGGAGGCGGAGGAGGGUCCCGUGGGGAUCCCUUUCCCCGAACACAGCGCGGACGUCCUGGGCGGCCUGAACAAGCAGCGGCUCAGCGGGCUCCUUUGCGAUGUGCUCUUAGUCACCCAGGACCGGGAGUUUCCGGCCCACCGCUCCGUCCUUGCGUCCUGCAGCUCUUACUUCCACAAGCUCUUCACUUCAGGGGCCGCCGCUGACCAGCAGAACAUCUACAACAUCGACUUUGUGGCAGCAGAGGCUCUGGGAGCUUUGCUGGACUUUGCCUACACGGCGACGUUGACGGUCAGUCACAGCAGCGUGGCUGACAUCCUUGCUGCUGCUCGCCUCCUGGAAAUCUCUCCCGUCCAGGACGUCUGUACUCACCUGCUGGACACCAAAGUGCUCUCCUCACCGGCGGGCAGUGAGCGAAGAGAUGAAGAUGAAGAGGGGAAAUGCAGAGGAGUCAAGGAGCAGGGGAACCGAAUUCGGGCCAGGGAGUACCUGGAGUACUUCCAGAGAGGGGCGCACUGGAGCAGCAGCUGCAGCACGCCAGAGCUCAGGGAACUGCCCACACACCUGCACUUUAACCAUGGUAACGGGAGCAUCCCCAGCAACGGGGCUCCUGCGGGCCCCGGUGAGUACUACUCCCCGCUGGCCCUAGCCUUGUCACAGCCCCAAGCGCAAGAACCAGAGGAGGAGGACGAGGAUGAAGAGGAAGAGGAAGACAGGGAGGCAGUUCAGGGCAAUGGAGUGAACCCGGGGUCGUCAUACUACCCUCCAUCUCAGAACGGCCACUUCUACCUCCCCCCUGAGUCUCGGCAGGAGGCGGAGGUGGAGGACAGCUGCAGGGAGGCGAUGGUGAGGGAUAGGGGCUCGGCCAGCGCCCUCCUGCAACAAAUGAUGGACUCCAUCGAGAGGCAGAAGAAGCGUGCGGACGGGGAGGAGCAGGGAGACGGGGAUGAUCCUGACAUGGAAUUUUACUUGAAUUAUUUCAGCAGCACGCAGCACGAAGACGCAGCUUCUGCAUCACUCGUGCAUGGCGUGCCGCCGUCGCUGUGGAUGUCACGAGGCAGCGCGGGCCAACACACAGCAGGAGGAGAGAGGGCAGUGGAGGAGAGAGGGAACGGCACUGGAGGAGGUGGAGGAGAAAGAAAGAUGCGUUCUAAGGCCUUCCAGAAGUGCCCCAUAUGCUCGAAGGUCAUUCAAGGUGCAGGCAAGCUACCCCGCCAUAUCAGAACGCACACGGGAGAGAAACCCUAUGAAUGCGCCAUCUGCAAAGUGCGCUUUACCAGGCAGGACAAGCUCAAGGUUCACAUGCGAAAGCAUACAGGAGAGAAGCCUUACCUGUGUACACAAUGUGGAGCCGCCUUCGCUCACAACUACGACCUGAAGAACCACAUGCGUGUCCACACCGGUCUCCGUCCCUACCAGUGCUCAAGCUGCUUUAAGACUUUUGUGCGCUCGGACCACCUGCACCGCCACCUUAAGAAGGACGGCUGCAACGGCAUCCCCUCCCGCCGGGGCAGAAAACCUCGGGUGAGAGAACCGGGGCUCCUGGAGGCCCCGCCGAGCCUCCUAAGCCCUAGCCCCGAAACUGGGUCCCAGCCUCGCACCGCCAGGGGCCGGCGGCGCUCCGAGGCGCCCUCUGCAGCCGAGGUAGAGGGUGCUGUCGAGGUGCACACACACAGUCCUCGGCUGCAGGAGCUAGCAGUGGAGGCGGGACCCUGAGACUACGGGUGGGGAGAGGGGUGAACGCGGGGAGGGGACCACAAGGACACUGCUGGACGCCACAGUCGCUCUGCACAGCCUGUGAGACAGGCCAGUGGACAGAGGAGAGAAUAAACAUGCAAAGGCAAUUUAAAGAGACAAAACAACUAACUAUUCCUCUAUAAACCAAAUCAGGGUGUCACAGAAAUUGAAUCUUUAUAUUUCUUUCUCCUUUUACUUUAGGAAAUGGAAUAGACUUGCAAGCACUUCAGUCGUUUUAUUUGUUAAAGAGAAAAGAACGCUUCAAAUCAUCCACCCAUGAUGUCCACUUUCUGGGCCAUUUCUUUCUCUGUCAUUUUAGACUCUUUUUUGUUUUGGGUUUUUUUUACACCGGCAUAUGCAGUUAGGCAAGUAUAUGGUCGAGACAAAGAAACUCCGAGCAACUAUGCAGUUGAUUUAAAGUUUAAUUGGUUUUGUCCUCACAGCCUUCAAGCUCUAAGAAAGGUGACUGUCAUGCACCUUCUGGCUGCUGUACGAGUGAAGCGAGGACAAAUCCUCCCAGCAACAACUCCUUUUUUUUUAUACCUAUUCCUUUACAGCUCUGAGAUGUACAGUUACCAUAGAAACAAAAUUUCCACAAUAUGGUAUAUGCAAGGAAAACUCACCGUUUUGAUGCAAGAAUCUUUAUAUUUUUCAGUCUAUAAAUGUUUCAGAAAGAAUCAGGCGAGGGGUUGAUUGAAGUGUUACUUACUCUAAAAAAAAAUGUUUGUUUUUUCUAAUUGUAAUUGGUGGUUUGUCUUAUUGAAACGUUCAACUUGAGUCGAAUCCACUUUAACGGGGGCUCGCCGCUUGCAGGACGAGGGGAAUGCGAGGGGUGGAGGGUUUGUGUUUUCCAAGCACUACCGUUCUCAACGUAUCUGUUGGCUUUACUACAUUACGUCUUGCUCCUCACAGCCCUGCAACAUCAGCGUUUCCUUUGCCCUUUUGAUGUUUGAUUGUCUUAAUUCUGUUUUUUGUUGUUGUUCUUUUGGGUACUCGACACUUUAUAAUUGUAUACGUGUGUAUAUAGCAGGCAGAGACGUGACAUUGGCCCCCUCUUGCUGAGGUGUACUUACCGAUUUUUUACUUUUUAUUUUUUCCUUCUUGGGCUCAAUGUUAUAUUUCUCAGACACAGUUGAAGCUUUUGGGUGAAAGAAACGAAGCUGUGUGAAUGUUCAAUGGCAAACACACACACCAAAAAAAAAGAAAACAAACAAACAAAAAAAAAAACAUUAAGUCACCUAUUUGUCCUAAACGUAAAACUUGACAUGUACAGUUCCUGCCCAGAGGAUUAGAGCGAUGAAUGAAUGAAUGUGCUUAACUUUGUGCAGUUUUUUCGGAGUCUGUCCUUGUGCGACAAGGCGCGGGUAGCACUUAACCGACCGCAGGUUAAAGGAAUGGCAGGGAGCAAGAGAGACAAAGAGUACGAAGAAGACAUAUGUGAGCACCUUUCGAUAUAUAAAUAUAUAUAUAUAUAUAUAUAUAUAUUUUUUUUUUUUCUACGUUUGCACAGCUUUACUAAAGAUAUCCAACAGAGUGGGAGAUAUUUAAAGGAAUCUGGGUUGUUGUUGGGGAGCGAGAGUGAGAUUAGAUGUAUGUAUCAUGCUUAUUCCAAUCCUUUUUGCCCCAGGGACCACACAACCGUAAGGCAACCUGUGUGAUGAAGAGAGCAAUAAAUACCUGUCCGAGUUGGGAGGCCAAAUAGGAGCACAGCUGCAGUUGGGCGGUGGGGGAGGGGAGCAAGGGAAGAGGAGUGUAGGGGAGUGGGGGAAUCUCACAAUGUCUGUUGCAUUCCAAAAAAAUAAUCUCCCCCAGCUCAGCCACAUUUCCAGCCCGGGAGUGGAUCAGUCCGGGCCUUUUCUCUCCCUCUCUCUGCCUCUCCUCUAAUGCCCCUAAACCAGCCUGGAGGAGAUAUUAUUAUUGUUAUUCUUAUUAUAUUAGAACCUGGAUGCCUGGUGUUGGUAGUUUACUGUACGAGCGUGUUUACAUGUACAUGUGUUUUAAAUGUGGGCGUGUGUGUGUAUGUGUGGGUGUGCGUGUGUGGGGGCGUGUGUGUGGCAGCCAGCCAGGGUCCCUCUGGCCACAUCAUCAGAGUGUGAGUCAGCCGCAGCCUGUUCAAACAUGCACCCUGAGCUGCCAGCGCCGCUGCACUUUCUCGUGUCGUUCGCGCACACGCACCGGGUCCAGGUGUCCCGCAGAGAGGAGGGGAACGCCACGGCUCGCACUGUCCACUCUAAUGUUGUCAGUCACUGCGAGGCUUUGGUGAUUUUGCUUGGGUUAAAAGAUGCACGUUCAGAUUCCACGUGAUCCCCACCCCUCCUCGCCCACUUUACACAGUCUGAGCAAAAAAAAAGAAGCAAAGUAAACACAUCCUCUUUCACUUCUACUGUUCUCAAAAUUAUUUGGUCGUUGCCAAAUCUUACAGCCUCAGAUGAACAAUACCAUGGGAGAUGUUACGCUGUUUUUAAACAUAUAUAUAUCUAUAUAUAUAUAUAUAGAUAUAUAUAUAUAUAUAUACAUACAUACAUACAUAUAUUUAAUGGAAAAAUGAACUGUUUGAAACAUUGAACACUUUUAGCAGAACGGUGUGUCCAUUUGAUUUUGUGCACCUUUAAAAAUUGUUUGUAGUUUAGCACCUUGAUUCUUUCAUCAUUCCUGGUGUGUUUGGAGUCGCUGUCAGUUUAUGCAAAAAUGAGCCAAAAUCAUGAGCCACCCACCGCCGUGCUUAACUGGUAUGUUUAGUUUGUACUGUCCAAAAUCUCUCAGAACGAGAUUUGGUCCAGACGUCUCGUGGUUUGUUCAGAUGCAACUUGGGAAAGCUAAGCCAUAGUACCGUGUUGCUUUUAAAGAGGAUUUAUGCCGACAACCCUUAAAAACAAGCCAUGCUUAAUCAGCCUUUUUCUAAUUGGGCUGAUGUUUUAGUGGUCUUCUGCUAUUUCUUUCCAGUUUUAUUAAACCUGUCGUCCACGUCAACUCGCUGGAAUUUCCACUUUUGAGAAAACAGUUAAUUGUUUUGAGUAUUUUUGAUUAUUCCUGUUGUAAGUUACCCUUAUAACACGUUCCCGAUUAAAGGGCAGCCACAGCAGUAUCUUUUAUUGGUGUUAAAACCGUAGUAAUGGUCCAGACCAAGUGAACUUCUAGAUCAUGUUGCUAGGGGCCACUUAAUCAAAUGUCACACCUUUAAUUGCUUCCACACACUUUUUGAUACACUGUAAAAUCUCAUGACCUGUUGUUCAUCUAAGAUUGUUUUUAACUUAUGUAAAGACACAGAAAGUCUAAAACACAAAACCGGAAGAGGGUGUUCUUACUAUUUGGAAAUUCUGUACAAGUGCUUAAUGUUGCACCUUACUUGGAUUGAGGGUGGUCGUGGAGCACGUUCUUACAGGGCGAGUGGGCACUUUUGUCAACAAAACGGGUACUUUGAAACAAAUGAGAUGAGUCCCUCUUUUCUGUCCGUCGUGGUGAACUUGAAUUCUAGUGUUUUGGUGAGAUAUGAGAGUUUAGUUCCCACAGGAGACACUGAGCUGGGGUCAGAUGAGGUUUUGUGAUCCAAAAGACUAUUCCAUAUAACUGAAUGCACUUGAAGUUCAAUGUCGGUCAUUGUCUUUUUAUGUCUUAAUAUAAAAUAUGGAGGCAGAAGAAAGGGCACUUUGUGUGUUGGCUUGUGUGUACGUGUGUUUGCUUGUCCAUUCUUUAUUGCAAGUGUGUGUGCACACGCACAAGCUGGCAGUCAGGCUGGAGGGUCUCAGGAUAACUGUUAUAAACAAGCCUUUGCAUCGGCCCCCAUCUGUUCUCAGACCUACACGUGCUUCUGUUUGGAUCCGCGCGGCGGGGACGAGUCCACGGUAGCACAGAAGCAGGAACGUUACACUGCUAAGCAACACAUCGGACAGCAGCUUGUUUAUCCCACGGCUCUCUGUGCGCAGGUUUUCAUAGCACUAGUUUACUCUUGUUGGUCGCCGUCAGGCAGGAGUUGUGAAAGUCUUAAGUUCCUUUUUUUCUUCUUCUUCUUCUUUGACGCAUUUAACAGGGGUGUUAGUGAUUGUACAGCAGCGCUCCCGAUUUUAAACCAUUGUAAGCUGGGUGAUGUCUGUCGUUAUUCGUGUUGGUACUUGGAAUGGACUGCUUAUACCCUUUGUGUCUUAACGUGACAGGUUUUUUUUUUUUGUGAGCCAUCUUAAUUGGACCUCUAUGGUAGAUUUUGUUGAUUGACCAAAGCUCUUUAUUUUAUUUUUUUUUUGCCGUCCAUCUUAGUCAAAUGCAGACUCGAGAUAAUAAGUGUGAUUUUAUUCAGUCUGGACCUCCCUGACUAAGCCAUGGAUGCUCGUCAUCUUUCAGAUCAUUUUACUUGAGUUCACUUCCUCUUAUUCUUUGUAUGUUUGUGUAAAGAAAAAAUAGAAUCAAAAGUUUAAGGAUGUAUAGCUUGUUCUGUCUGUUUAUUUUUCUUUAUUUUAUUUUUUUUAAAUUAUGUGUUGUGCUACAGCUGGGGUUUUUUUUUGUUUUUUUUUCUAAAUAUUUUUACAUGGCGGUAUGUAUGUGUGUGUUUUGGGGUAAGGGUCGUGGUUUCGGGAUGCUGUGCCAGGAGGGUAGGGUAACUAAAAAAAAGAAGGGUGCUUGUGGGUGGGGGUUAUGGAUAAAAAGCCUAAAAUAGCACUGGAAACGGUGCUUUAGCUGAGAGAGCAAAAGUUUGCACUAAUGUAAAACGUCCUCGUCCUGCUUAUAGGGAGAAGGACCCGAGACCUCAAAGGCCUGCGAGUGUCUAAGAGCACAGAGCAGAGUGGUCGAUACUCAAUGGUCUCUCAAAGAGUCCAUUCAAACCCUCGUUAAAAAUAUAAUCAUGUACAGUAUGCUGAGAAAUAUAGACUUCCAGGAGCAACGGAUACCAAAGCAGAAAAAAACAAAACAAUGGGUUUCAUUCUCGUCACUGGACAUUUUAAGCUACCGAUUUUAGAUUUUUAUUCCUUGAGCUGAAGGCUUUUGAUGAGAGGUUCUCAGAUGGAAACAUAAUUUUCUUUUUAAGAUUAUAAAAUCAUAAAGUACAACUUUAAGAUGAGCAGUAAAGCUUUUUUGAAGAACAAAAAAAAUAAAAAAACUUGAGAUGUUUAACUUGUUCCAAACCUGUUUAAGGCAACACAGAUAGCCACAUUUCUAUGUUUAUUCUGCUGAUUAUUAAUUAAUGCCUACCAAUACUCCCUUUUCCUUAAAGACUGUUUUUGACCUGUUGAGCUGAGUCACUUCAGUGUGUUAUCUGAGAAGGUUAAAGUGACUGUAAAUGAUAUGUGGCCUUGUCUGAGGAGCGUUAAGCUUGUUUUGUUUGUUUCCAGUCUAUUGUGGAGUGUGGGGCUGAGGCUGACUCUCACUGGGUGGGCUGGUCAGCACCGAGGGCCAAAUCGUGCCUUAAGGAUUGACAAAAAAAAAAAAAAAGUUCAAUUAUCUUGACAAAAAAUGAUUUUUACUACACGGUAAAUUGGCUUCCUACAGUAUGAAUUGACUUAAUCUUUACUUGAGUAGUUUUAUGCAAACGCGUGUCAUUUUUUUUUUGUUGUUGCUUCUGUGUCCUGCACACCACCCAUGAUCGCAGCCUCAGCCCCAGACCAAGGUUACUUCGACGCAGGCUCCAGCCUCCAAAUUUCCAUGCAUUUUCUUUUUUUUCUUUUUUUUCUUUUUUUUCCCCCCCCUCAGACUUGACCUCGACAUGUAAUCUGUCUUGUGUUAUUAUUAAAGAUUCUUGCUAAAUCUAUCCAAGAAGGCCACUAAACAAAGACUAAGAGAUAACUAUAACUGUAAAUAUUCCAACAAAGCAGAACGUGCUGACUGUUAUUAUGGCCUGUAAUGACUGUGGAAAGGGUAGCUUUGCUUUGUCAUUUUGCUGCACCUAUUUUUUGUUUGUUUUGGUUUUUCUUUCUUCAUCAGGCUGUUGGUGCUCAGCAAGCCUGAGCGCAGCAUAUGCAGUACGGCUCCGUGCUCAGCGUGGCUCUGGCGCUCGCACAGACAGCCCUGGGUCCUUCAGAGGCACAGUUCUGUCUGAUGGCCAGCCUCUCAGCCAAGCGGACACAGUUUGCACUUGGAGUCUUUGUCAGUCUCUGGGGGAUACAAAGGUUAGCACACGGGGAGGAUUAAACAUGGCCGGUUGGGCAAGGCUGAGUGUUAUUUUCUGUUUCGGAAGCCCGAGUGAUGAGCACUAGAGUCGGUUCGCCAAACUAGCCCGGCCGCAUCAAUGCUGAAGAGGUUGUUGUAGAUUUGGGAAAACGCAGCCAAGAGACUGUUGCUGAUCUCUUCUGUCUUUAUGUACGUACUACUCAGGUGGAAAAUUCACUGCUAUGCAUUGGGUUUCAUUAUCUGCUCAGUUUAUGGUGUGUCUGGUUCGUCAUUGUGAUCAUUCCCAGACUUUUCCUGUAGAACUCCUUUCAAAAUUUUACAUCACAGCUUCCCCAGAAAGGAUUUCCUCACUGGAGUGAACUGUGUGUCCCUCCAAUUAAUAUUGAUUCAGUCAUUUUUUUUUUAAACAACUAAAAGAAACUCAUCGUUAAGACCUAUAACAUUUGUUUUUUUAAUCUUUAGUGGGUAGGGGGUUCAUUUCUCAUCUGAUCAGAGAUCUCACACACAGAGAGGGUAAAAGGCGAGCUAUGGACAAUUCGAGACCUGUUUGUCUCCUCAGACCAAAUUCAGGAUGCAUUCCAUGAUUUCAUACUGUGAGAAUGAAGCAAGUCCGAGACGACGAGAGGAAAUGUUUGACAUUUGGCUGCGUCUUGUCCGGCCUCGCCGUCCUGGGACGGACAUUUCAGUUGUAACGCUCAGAAGCCCCCCUUCCCACUUUCCCCUCAACUCCCCUUUGCAGUGUAGCACUAACUUUCUGACUGCCUUUUUUUCAGCUUCUGCGAUUGUAACAAAAGCACUUUGCGAGAAUUCACCUUGAAUUUUAUGUUUGUUCGAUUUUUUUCCGGUCAUCACUAUUUUUUCUUCCGUCUCUGUCUUAAUGCAGAUGAUUAUUUAAAUGCAAAAAAUAUAUAUGUAUAUUGAAAAUGGAUAAAAAGAAAAAGACUUGAAUAUUUGGUAUCUAGAUUGAUUUGCUAAUGCAUCUCUGUCAUACUACCACCAUACCUGUUAUGCAGCUUAUUGCAUAAUCUCAAUCAUUGUGGUGUGAAGAGGGGGUACAGAAGAGACUUUCUCCCACCUGCUUUCUGCGAGAUCUUGUUGCAAAACAGGUCAUCAGAUCUCUCUAUUUUUUUUUUUUAUUUUAAGAAAUGUGUAUAACACUUUGUAAAAAGCUUUCUGAGAAGGCUGCAUAUUAAUCGACUUUACAUUAAUAGCCUGUCUGUGUUGGGAAAGACUGGAUCUGGUAUCCGUAUAAGGAUUAAAUUAUUGAGAAUUUGUCGUCUUACAUUUGCAGAUCAGCACAGAAAUGUAUUUUGGCCUUAAACAAAUCACGAUUACUGCACUAAAAUGGAAGUACAAUGUCAUAAUACGCAUUCAAACGCUCGGAAAAAUCAUUCAGCUUGGGAGAGAAGAAAAGGCUGCUGUGAUCAUUAACAAUCUUUGAAGAGAUUUUUUUUUUCUUUGUUUUUUUCUUUUGCAUUUCAAAGUGACAGAAAAAUAUCAGUCAAAUCCGGACAUUUAAAUCUACACUGAGUCUCAUAUGGCAGAACAUAUUAGCAUGAUGUGGACAUUGUGUACUGACCACACCCAACUGUGUGUUUCACUAGUGUGUCCUAAAGGCGGACUACCUGCCAAGUGAAGUGAAUGGAUCAAGCCACAUGUAACAUACUGAUCACCGAAUGUUUCCUACCCACAGGGGGCAGCAGAACCUUCCCAUCUGAUGGGACUCAGUGUGGAUUUCCGUAAGCCAUCCUUUUAUUUUCACGUUUUAAUUUCUUGUCCAUCGUGUUCUGUUAGUCCAUAUCUGCUGGAAAGUACAAGGAGGCGGGGGAGGAACACGGGGAGGGGGAUUGUUGGUGAUUUCUGUUUUUGGAGAAAUUUGCACUUUUUGGCAACGAAAAGAGAGUAUUGUACACGAGACCACUAAAUCCACACACAGUCUAAAUCAUAUAAUUCCAUUUUGUGUCCUUUUUUGUUGUUGUUCUGUUCUUUUUUUUUAAUAUAUCCAAAAAAUGUCUGGCAUCUGGUUGUCUGGUUUAAAGAAUAUAAAAUCUUUCUAUUAAAAAAAAACCAAUG